AGAAAUAAUGAAAUAAGAAAAUGAAAAAAAAAAGAAAAUGAAAAUCAAAAUUGGAAUCGCAAUCCAAAAUACUUUGUUACUACUAGCCUUCUGGGAACGCGAAAAGAAAGACAAAUUUCUUGCAAUUGAAGGUGAGAUUUGGGGAUAGGGAAAUUGAGGAAACCCUAGAACAAGUACGGUCUUUACUUUGCUAUAAUGGGUCGCGAAUCUCUGGCUGUUGUGACUGCGCCGCCCUCGGCGACUGCUCCGGGUACUGCUACUGCGGCUACCUCGCUUGCUCCUGGCUUCCGAUUUCAUCCGACUGAUGAGGAACUCGUGAGCUAUUACUUGAAGAGGAAGGUUCUGGGCAAACCUGUACGCUUCGAUGCGAUUGGAGAGGUCGAUAUCUAUAAGCAUGAGCCCUGGGAUUUAGCAGUGUUUUCGAGGUUAAAGACAAGGGACCAAGAAUGGUACUUCUACAGCGCAUUAGAUAAGAAGUAUGGAAACGGCGCUAGGAUGAACCGAGCAACUAACAGAGGGUACUGGAAAGCAACUGGAAAAGACAGAGAAAUCCGCCGUGACAUUCAGUUGCUUGGUAUGAAAAAGACGCUUGUUUUCCACAGCGGGCGUGCCCCAGACGGGCUUCGGACUAAUUGGGUCAUGCACGAGUAUCGCCUUGUGGAAUAUGAAACCGAGAAAAACGGAAACCUGGUGCAAGAUGCAUAUGUGUUGUGCAGAGUCUUCCACAAGAAUAACAUUGGGCCACCAAGUGGGAACAGAUAUGCGCCGUUCAUGGAAGAGGAAUGGGCUGAUGAUGCAGGAGCUCUGAUUCCAGGAAUAGACGUUAAGCUCAGGCUAGAGCCGCCGCCAGUAGCCAAUGGAAACAACCAGAUGGACCAGUCAGGCAGCAAGAGUCUCAUCAACAUCAAUGAGCCACCGAGAGAGACAGCUCCAAUGGAUAUCGAACCUAACCAACAGAAUCAUCAUGAGAAUGAGCUCAAGCCGCAGGAGCAUAACAACAAUAAUAAUUAUGAUGAAAACGAGGAAACACUCAAACGCGAGCACACGGAAGAAGAUGAGCGUCCUGCUCCACCUGUAUGUGUUCUCAACAAAGAAGCUCCAUUACCUCUCCUGCAAUACAAACGUAGACGCCAGAAUGAGUCAAACAACAACUCAAGCAGGAACACACAGGACCAUUGUUCGUCCACAACAACAACCGUCGACAAUACAACCACCUUAAUCUCAUCAUCUGCCGCUGCCACCAACACUGCCAUCUCUGCAUUGCUUGAGUUCUCACUCAUGGGUAUCUCCGACAAGAAAGAAAAGCCGCAGCAACCGCUACGUCCUCACAAGGAACCUUCUCCUCCUCAAACUCCACUUGCAUCUCCUGAAGAGAAGGUUAAUGAUCUCCAGAAGGAGAUUCACCAGAUGUCUGUUGAAAGAGAAACUUUCAAGCUUGAAAUGAUGAGUGCAGAAGCUAUGAUCAGUAUUCUCCAGUCAAGGAUCGAUGCGCUGCGUCAGGAGAACGAGGAACUUAAGAAGAACAAUGCCAAUGGACAAUAAAGGUUCUAAAACCAUCUCUCCAGGUUACUUCUUCUUGCUCUUCGCCUUUUAGCUUUAAUCUCCCUAAUAUUAUGAGCCAUCUAUGUAGCUCCUCUAGACGGAUUGCGAACCGUGUGAAUCUCUGUUGUAACAUAGGAUAAAACGGAUUCGAGCCCCUGAGCCGAGUGUUUUAUCCUUCUUUUUUUUUUUUUUUUUGGAUGUUCCUGCAUCUUUUGAGAACAGUUUAGGUUGUUGCUCCAUUGUCAUAUAUCAUCUAUCUAUCUAGUCUUUUCAGACAAAAACUA
Molecule: messenger RNA, 1826 nt
Organism: Arabidopsis lyrata subsp. lyrata
Lineage: Eukaryota; Viridiplantae; Streptophyta; Magnoliopsida; Brassicales; Brassicaceae
Product: NAC domain-containing protein 78
Exons: 5
Coding region: 196-1542 (448 amino acids)
Biological process (GO): regulation of DNA-templated transcription
Molecular function (GO): DNA binding
Source: RefSeq, a predicted model, not a curated record